Molecule: messenger RNA, 1925 nt
Organism: Phytophthora nicotianae INRA-310
Lineage: Eukaryota; Oomycota; Peronosporomycetes; Peronosporales; Peronosporaceae
Exons: 3
Coding region: 452-1756 (434 amino acids)
Biological process (GO): transcription preinitiation complex assembly; DNA-templated transcription initiation
Cellular component (GO): nucleus; transcription preinitiation complex
Molecular function (GO): TBP-class protein binding
Source: RefSeq, a predicted model, not a curated record
UUUGAACAAGUGGGGGAGAAGUGCUCACCCUCCCUCGCUCUACCUGCCCCCCUGGCACCACAGAGACACGGGGUUCCACCCUACGUACCCUACCGUACCAACCUUUGGCCACAAUGGACCUCGAUGCCGGUGCUGACGACUUCUUCGCGGCUCUGAACAACGGCGCAGCUGAAGAUGUGUUCGCGGGCUUCGGAGCCGUUGAAGCCGAGGCAAACGCGACCGCGGAGGCUGGUGGCCGGCCGUCGCUGGAUGAUGAGCCUCUCGUCAUGGUCUGUAGCAAUUAGUUUUGCGUAUUAUUUGCUGUGGAGACUCGUGUUUUAAUGGAGUUUGAUGCUGGCUGUAGAUCGACAGGAAAAAGAAGGCGGAGGCGGCCAAGAAAGCCAAAAAGGAGGCGGCAGCUCGUGCUGCAGCUGCUAGAGCUGCCAGACAAGCCGAUGAACCAGCGCUGCCCAUGGAGGAGCGUAUCGUAAAUUUGCUGGUGCCCGAACUUAAGGUGAACGACGUGAUGUUGCUGAUCCGCAAGAUGAAGCAGGCCGGCAAGUCCGACGCUGACGAGUUCUCGGAGCUCGAUGCUGAGCAGAAGACAGGUAAAUUCCGGGCUAAUAUACGCGCUGGUGGAGUUGUUCGGUGCUGUAAAAGAGGUAGUGACUUUUGUGUUUUAAUCCUGUUUGAAAUGUUGACAGCACCGCGAUUUCGAUGCGAGACUUGCGGCAACACAGAGCAGAACAAUUUCAUCACAGACUACGCACGUGGAGAUACGAUCUGUAAUGGCGUGGAUGGUAAUGGAUGCGGUACAGUGGUGCAGGACCACAUUGUGCACGAAGGAAGCGCUUACCGUAAGUUCGAAGGCGAAGAGGACAAGUCGCACCACGGACCUGCGCCCAACAAGUUGUUCUCGACUGGUCACAACCUACGGACACUGAUUUCGCAGGAUGGAGAGAUGGCUGGGAACUUGAGACGCGCAGCCGAGUUCGUCGAGAUGAACCUUAGUCAGAUGGGCAAGGAUGAGCGAAGAACGCGUAUUGGUUACAAGGACCAGAUGAAACAAAAAGCGUGCCGCUUGAUUGACCACACAAUCAGCAAUUUGGAUCUACACGAAAUUGUUGGAAGUCGCGCUAAGAAAAUGUUUGCUGAAUUCCGUGACGUCCGUGAGCAUGUGCAUCAAUUCGACGCUAUGGUGGCUGGCUGUGUGAUCGCAGCGUACAUGGAGACAAGCAAGGAGAUGUACUCGGCACAGAAUGGUAUUCGUAUCGGCCAAAACAAGCAGGCAGGUAUCGCCAGUCUAGCGCUGCUACCGAACAAAGCUGUGGAUGAGAAGAAGCUGCAUCCGUUUACGUGUCCGCUCUGUGAUAUGAAGUUUAACGCACGUCGCGGUAUGCAGUUCCACAAAUGUGCGGGUAAACCCGAAGAGGACAAAGAGAAGACGUCGAGUGAAACCAACUUGGCGCCCGUUGUGUUGCCUGAUCAACUCCAACCUAUCAUCGAGAUGAAGAACGGCAAGAAGUGGUUCAAAUGCCCCGUGUGCUCACGUGUGUACGGGAAGGAGGAGAGCUUGUCAGAGCACAUGGUUCGACACAAGAACCAGAGCAAAAAGCGCAAGCACCACAUAGAGACCAGCACGAUCGACUCGACGCGUCUAGCUAAGACCACCAAGCUGGCAUCUGCGAACCCUUCCGUACAGGUGAACACGCACGAGCAGGUCAUGUUUCGCGGCGAAGGCCGGAGGGUGUGGCUUCAGCAUCUCACCGAGGAAUAAUCAGUCUAAUCCAGCUCAUUCCAGCGUCAAUCCGCGUAGAUUGAGCCGAGCAGAAGCUAGAAAAUAUCUCGCAGCGUUUACUUUAGGCGGUUGAACACAUCAAUUGAAAAGGCAUGUAUCCAACGCGUUCUCUGCAAGAACAGAAUGUCUAUUUUGCAAAAGAAUCCUC